Molecule: messenger RNA, 597 nt
Organism: Lithohypha guttulata
Lineage: Eukaryota; Fungi; Ascomycota; Eurotiomycetes; Chaetothyriales; Trichomeriaceae
Exons: 2
Coding region: 1-597 (198 amino acids)
Source: RefSeq, a predicted model, not a curated record
AUGCGCCUACCGACUGUUCCGCGACAGUACUUUGACAAUCACGAUGAGCUUGUCUUGGCAGGAUUUACACAACUUUGCAAUCUGUUCUCUGUUCUUGACGACAAGUUCGUAGAGGUCUGGUACCAAGAUGAUUCCGAGAGUACACCGUUCCAAAACAUCGCGGCUAUACAACACGAGCUGAACCAGCUCGAUUUUAUGAAAACAAAAAUGACCGAUGUCCAGAAAGCGGACGUUCUGAUAACACACCAAUGGCUGCGUCUUAUCUUCUGGCAAGCUUCGAUGCGGCAGGGACUCAUCAACAGCUCUUCCAUCGAUGAAGUAUUCUUCUACAACUACCCCAUUGUGAUUGCAAAAGACCUGUGCCGAGUCAUGCGCGGUUUGCAAUACGAUGCUAUUCAAGUGCACGGACUUGGUAUAUUCGAAAAGGUCUUUGAAGUCGCUUACACUUUGCUGGAUGCUUUAACUAUCGCAAAACUGGAUUGGUCGAUGAGUGAUGAGCUGAGCCCGAACAGCCACAACACAUAUGUUAAAGUGCUGGAGAACAAGAUCAACCUCGAGAAUAACGGCGCAGCAAGUCCGUUGAGUCAGAUAGGAUAA